Molecule: messenger RNA, 1653 nt
Organism: Daldinia caldariorum
Lineage: Eukaryota; Fungi; Ascomycota; Sordariomycetes; Xylariales; Hypoxylaceae
Product: DUF155-domain-containing protein
Exons: 3
Coding region: 1-1653 (550 amino acids)
Source: RefSeq, a predicted model, not a curated record
AUGGCUUCGUCACCGAGAGCUUCGACCAGCUCUAGCUCGACUUCUGAGCGAACUCCUCUCUUACGACAAGAUGCAACCCGUCCCAGAAGCUCGCGCAACGUAACCUUCCACCCUAACCCCGUAACGAGAACCAUCGACCCGGAUCCUUCAUCUUUAAGUUCGUCGCCUAAUACACCAAGCCAUUUCGGCCAUGCACGCCUCGUCGGCUCUACAGCCUCGGGUACCAGCUCCGCUGGCCCACCGCCUAUGCUUUCCGCGCUGAAUAACCGACUGCGCCGACGUAACAGCCACGGCGCCGUCUUCAGUGCUCUUCCGCCAGCAGCCAGCCCUGUGCCAAAAAUUGGACCCCAACGAAGCUCUAAAAAUGCACAGAAGCUUAAGUUGUUACCGAACCCUGAGCUUGACGAAGAGGGACCAGACGAGGAGAGCGGUAGAGACGUCUACUCGCAAUAUACACGCAUAAAAGAUCCUACUGCAAGAAGAGAUGCAGCGCGUUUGGGCAAAGCAGACCGUGAAAAGCUACCACGUGUGACGGCUUACUGUACUGCAACAAGAUAUCAGAUGGAUGGCUUGAUGCGGUUCCUCAAAAGCAAGGCUAAGAGCCGGGGAGCAAAUCCGAAGCUAAUUGACGAGUGCAUAUAUACCCCAUAUAAUUACACGCUUGGGAAAUCCGUAGAGAGAGCUGAGCCGGUCGAGGAAGUACGGCAAACGCCGAUACAGACCUACGAAAGGAGACAUUCUACGGGUGAAGUAGAGGAACACUCAGACGCGUACAAGAGAGAAAGUUUACGAAACCUACAAUCACAACAAGAUGGCGCAUCAGAUACUGAGCAACCAUUCAGUAGUGGCCGGGAUGCACAUAGUAAUCUCGCCUACCCGACACGUUCCGAGGAUGAGAGCGCCAUAAACGAUUCCCAUCACGAUCACCAACAGCAAGAUGUCAACUUCGAUACCCAGGUACACACGCCGGAAGUAUUCCUAUUCGACUACGGUGUCGUAGUGAUAUGGGGAAUGUCACUGGCGCAUGAGCAGCGGUUCCUGAAGGAAAUCUCCAAAUUCGAAAUCGAUAAACUAGACCCGGACAAUGUGGAAACGGAAUGCUUCAACUUCUACUACACUAACGAGUACCAACCACGAAUAUACAACGACUUUAUUACGCUGAGAGACAAAGGGAACUACAUGACGAAGCUAGCAAUAUCGCACGCGUUGGCGCAAAGCGUCAAGACAUCUCUUUUCGAGGAGCUCAUCGCGUCUACAAUUGAUACGUGCAAGGAUAUUCCAACUCAGAUCGCGUUGACUGGCAAGAUUUCGCUUCCGCGAUCGCAAAUCAACAUGCAAAUCGGCGAGCUGUUCAUUUUGCGUAUUAGCAUCCACCUCAACGGCAGCGUGCUCGAUACCCCUGAGCUCUUCUGGGUCGAGCCUCAUCUCGAGCCUGUGUACCAGGCCGUCCGUAGCUACCUCGAGAUGGACCAGCGCGUCGGUCUGCUCACGGAGCGGCUCGACGUCAUCGCUGACCUGCUCGCCGUGCUCAAGGACCAACUAAGCCAUGGCCAUGGCGAGAUGCUUGAAUGGAUCGUCAUCGUCCUCAUCGCCGCCGAGAUCCUAGUCGCAGCUGUCAACAUCGUCGUCGACCUCUACGCGGGCGUAGACUAA